UUUGUAGGUUAUGUUGUUGUUGUUACAGUUUAAAAUAAAAGGAUUGCUCAUUUGUAGUGGUGAUUGGUGAAUUCUUUAUUAUUUAUGAAUUAAUGCACAAAUGAUUAUUUUAAUAAUUAGAUAAGGUUUAUUCACAAAAUAAAAUGUUUAUCUCCGAUUUAUCUUAUCUUUGUUAUCAAUUAAGUGUUGUAUUUUGUGUUCUCACAACUUUAUCAGCUCAACUCUACAGAGAAACCAAUGAGAUUGAGAACAAAAUUCCGCCAAACGAACUCAAAAUAGUCUGGUGCACAAUCAACGUGAACGAAACCAAAAAAUGUGAAGCUUUCAUGCAUGCAAAUGAAAGGGAUCAGAUCAAAGUUACUAGCGGAACAAGCAGGGAAACAAUUAAAAUUGAUUGCGUACAGGCAGCAAAUAAAGAUGAGUGUAUGAUCAUGUUAGAUGAAGGUACAGCAACAAUGACAACUCUUGAUGCUGGAGAAAUGUUUGUUGGUGGUCGGUAUCAUAGUUUAGUGCCAAUUGCACAAGAAGUCAUGGAAGGAGGGUUUAACUACUAUUAUUCUGUGGCUGUAGUUAAAGCAGGAAGUUUAUCAGAUGUAACUACCAUGCACAACUUGAGAGGAAAAAGAGCUUGUUUUGCUGGCGUGGAAACUUAUGCAGGCUGGAUGUUGCCUAUAAGUACUCUAAUGAGUGAUGGGAUAAUGGAUGUAAUUGAUUGUAAUAACCAUGUUAAAACUGCUAGCUCCUUUUUUGGCCCAUCGUGUGCAGUUAAUUGUUUAAAUGAUAAAUAUAACCCUAUUGGGGAUAAUUCUGAUAAACUCUGCAAAUUGUGUGUGGGUGAGAUUCCUGGCAGGUGGUGUACUGAUGCUGAUCCAUUUGCUGACUAUAGUGGAGCCUUUAGGUGCCUGUUGGACAAAGGCGAAAUUGCUUUUCUGAAACAUACUACCAUACCAGAGCUGCUUAAAAGUAGAGAAUUUGCUGGGUUACAAUCAGAACAGUUUGAGCUGCUGUGUAAGGACGGAAUAAAGAGGCCUUUAUCUGAAUACCAAAAUUGUAACUGGGGCAUAGUCCCUUCAGAUGCGAUUGUAGUUUCUUCAGCAGUGUUGUUUGACAAAAGAAAGGAGUAUCAGGAGGCUUUACAGGCAUUUGCUGAAAGAUAUUCCCAGCAAAAUCCUAGAGAGUCAGAUAAUGAUCAAAGGGAGCCACAAUUUGAUAAUUUUGGCAACAGAAUUGUUCCUGAUCAGGACCAAUAUAAUCAAGAUCAGUACGAUCAAUAUGGACAAAGGCAAAAUCAGCCAAAUUCUAAUCAAUAUCCCGCUAGAUAUCCACAGAGAUUUAAAAGACAAAAUUAUGGACAAGAUGAAUAUCGACCAAAUAAUAAUUAUAACCCAGACUACAAUGCAUAUAGGACUGAUUAUGAAAACGACAGAAACAGCACAAGAGAAAGAGACUACAAGUAUUAUGAACAUUUUAACCUGUUUGAAUCUUCGCCACGUUACGGCUCUCAUGGAAAUUUGAUGUUUCAGGAUGCCGCCAGAGGUAUAGCUCUAGUGCCAGAACAUCUACAAACCUACGAAGCAUUUUUGGGAAAAGCUCACGAAAUUAUAAUGCAAGUCAGGAGUUGUCCUGUUAACACUAUGACUAUGUGCGUUACUUCAGACGUUGAAAAGGAUAAAUGUGUCAAAAUGAAGACUGCACUGAAGGCACAACUUUUAAAACCGGAAUUAGAUUGUUACAAAGGACAUUCACAAAUUCAUUGUAUGCAAGCCAUUAGAGGAGGCACAGCAGAUGUAGCAGUAUUAGACGCCAGCGACGUUUAUACUGCUGGCCUAAACUAUGAAUUAGUACCAUUUAUAAGUGAAGUUUAUAAUUUAGAAGAUCCAGAUUAUUAUGUAGUUGCUGUCGCUAAGGAAUCUGAUCCAGAUACUGAAUUAACAUACUUGAGAACUAAAAAUACUUGUCACGGAGGCAUAAACACAGCAGCAGGUUGGGUAUUUCCUCUAGCAUUUUUGAUUAGUAAUGGUUGGAUAAGGCCCUAUGGUUGCAAUAGUAUACGAGCUGCUGCAGAAUACUUCACCAAAAGUUGCGUACCAGGGGCUAUCAGCACCGAAUACAACACAGGAGUGCCUUAUGAUAAUAUGUGCGAUUUGUGCCAUGGAAGCAGUUACAGAUAUUGUAGGCGUGACGCUUCUGAGGAUUACUACGGCCACACUGGAGCAUUUAGAUGUUUAGUAGAAGGUGGCGGUCAAGUAGCCUUCGUAAAGCACACCACUGUUUUCGAAAAUACUGGCGGUAAAAAACGUGAAUGGUGGGUCAGAGACAAUCUAAUGGAAGAUUUCGAACUAUUGUGUCCAGAUGGUACCAGAGCUGAAACCAACGAAUAUAGAAAAUGUAACUUGGGCAAAGUGAAGGCUAACGCUAUUGUAACCAGGGGCGGGUACGCUUACAAUGAAACCCAUAUAGAUGCUUACAUAAACCUAUUUAUGUACGCUCAAAGGUUUUACGGUAGAAAAACCGCCGAUGAAUUUAGUUUUAGUAUGUUCACUUCAGAACCUCCUUAUGCGGAUUUAAUUUUUCAAGAUGCCACUACUCAAUUGAAAAUAAUUGAGCCAAGUAAACGUUACUAUUCGGCUUAUUUGGGGCCCGAUUUUAUGAGAGCCCGUAGAAUUGUUGAUUGUCAUGCUGCAGGUUCAGCCACUGUAGCAACAAUCGCUUUGACUUUAUUAAGCUAUUGUUUAAUAAUAAUUGUUAAUUAGGAACUAAUUAACUAUACUAUAUGAACUAAUUAUCUAUUUAGAGUACAACAAAAUUCCAGUCUCGAAUAACUUUAAGCAUCAUCAUGACUGAAAUAUUAAUUAAAUAUUGUAAAUACAUUUUAGCUAUCUUAAACUUAAAUUGUAAGCAAGAAAAGAGCUUCACUGUUUGCCUAAGAGUGCACUUAUUAGUAACUAAGUCCGUCCAUUUUAUUUAAAUUUAAUUUUUACAUUCCUUCGUAAGAUAUAUUUUAUACUCUGUACGCAUUGGUAAAAUUAGUGCAAUAUAUUAGUAUUUUUUUUAAUUGACUGUGCCGAUUGUUGGUGAAAAUUUUCUCUUCAGAGAUAAUACUUUACAAUGUAACUCAUUGUGUGAACGAUUACACACUGCUUGUCCCCAAUGCCCAUCAUGGCCAUUGCUGUGGGCCCAUUGUGUACAAUAGCCUUAAAACAUUAUGUCCUCGAAUGCUUUGAUUCAAUUUGAAGUCCUUUUUUGAUAUGCUCUACUAUUUCUCUGAGAUUUUU
Messenger RNA from Ceutorhynchus assimilis (cabbage seed weevil), 3275 nucleotides. The record is from the annotation of a GenBank genome assembly. Lineage: Eukaryota; Metazoa; Arthropoda; Insecta; Coleoptera; Curculionidae.